AUGCAAGCAGACAGCCGCGGGAGUCUAGAUGGCAAGGCACCCUUGCCUUGUCCUUUCCAAGAACCAAUGAUAGCACCCAAGCACAUGCAAGAUGGCUCAACGGCAGUAGCUGAGCGGUUGGAAACAGUUAAUUUAAGUGAUGACCCCUCUGCCCCAAGACUCAUCUCUGUCAGUAUUCAUUUAACGGGGGAAGAAAGGGAAGCUUUGGUGUCGUUAUUGAAAGAAUUUCGAGAUGUGUUUGCUUGGAGUUACGAAGAGAUGCCCGGCCUUAAUCCAAACUUGGUAAGUCAUACGCUGAAUAUUGAGCUCGGUGCAAGACCUGUUGUACAACCACGAAGGAAUUUUCAUCCUGAAAUUGAGAAGCAAAUCAAGGUGGAAGUUGAAAAACUGCUAGCCGCUGGAUUCAUCAAGCCAAUCAAACACCCGACAUGGCUAGCAAAUAUCGUACCCGUGAAGAAGAAAACUGGGGUAAUCAGAAUAUGCACAGACUACCGUGAUCUCAAUCGAGCCUGCCCAAAAGAUGAGUUCCCGCUGCCCAACAUGGAUAUCUUGAUUGAUUCAACCUCGGGUCAAGGCAUGCUAUCCUUCAUGGACGGAUUUAGUGGCUAUAAUCAAAUCAAGAUGUCUCCCAAGGAUGCCGAGAAAACAGCCUUUCGGACACCUUAUGGAAAUUUCUACUACACGGUCAUGCCAUUUGGUCUCAAAAAUGCCGGUGCUACCUACCAACGGGCCAUGACGGCAGUGUUUCAUGAUAUGAUGGGAAAAUAG
Prunus armeniaca (apricot) is the source of this 768-nucleotide messenger RNA. NCBI's taxonomy places the organism in Eukaryota, Viridiplantae, Streptophyta, Magnoliopsida, Rosales, Rosaceae. The record is from the annotation of a GenBank genome assembly.